GUCUUGCAUCUUGCCGCAGCGCAAGCCUCUAUUGCAUGAAUAAUUGACGACCUCCUCUCUCCUUCCUACGUGGCCUCCUCCUAUUGGUUCAUUUCAACUCUCCGGGAUUCAUAGCCUACACAAAAGCAUUAAACAAGCCAGAGAAAAACACACACACACAAAAACACACACCGAAGUCACUCUCACUCUCACCAUCUUCUCUCUCCUCUUUCUCUUGCCCCCAAGUCCAGCCUUUCAUUUUUUUUUUUUUUUGGUUUGUGUUUUUUUUUUCACACUCAAAAAAUCCCAAAAUUCCACUCAUUUUCUCGCUCAAUUGACCACCAAGAUCACGGUUUUGGACUAUACAAUGCCUGAUCUUCCGAUCAGUUCCGAAUUCUUGGGCUGAAACUGGAAUUUGACUGAAUUUAGGGGACAAAAAGCUGAUCUUUUUCUAUCAGAAAUGCUCGAAGCAGUAGAAAGUUCAGUGAAUGGGUUUUCACAUUUGCAGAGCUGUGGAGACAGCAGUGAAGAAGAGCUCUCGGUUUUGCCACGUCAUACUAAGGUUGUUGUGACUGGUAACAACAGGACUAAGUCUGUUCUUGUUGGUCUGCAAGGUGUAGUCAAGAAAGCUGUUGGCCUUGGAGGAUGGCACUGGCUGAUAUCAGAUUCACUACUGUCUCUGGUGCAAUCUAUUGUGAAGCUAAAAAUUUCGUUGCCUAGAAGCAUACGUAUGAAUGACUAUGCUACUCGCAGCCACCGCCUCCGGCUCGGUUUUACUUCUACUCUCCUCCACCUCCUAGUGUGCCUCCGGCUUGGUUUUACUUCUACUCUCCUCCACCUCCUAGUCCGCCACACUCGCCUAACCAUCCACGAACUGCAUACUCGCAGCCACCGCCUCCAACUCCGAAGGGCAGAUUGAACAAAUACUAGUAUUUCUUUCCUAGUGUCGCUUCAAUAUUAUAUAACACCAAAUAGAUCUAGAAAAAAAAAAUUUUUUUGGUACAGGCAUGCUACUGAUGAUUAACGUUGAGGAUGCAAUUGAUAAAAUUUGUUCCCCUUCUUUUAUAUUUCUUCUUUCCAUUGCUUUAGGAGGAUUCGAAGGACUAAUGCAUGCAUUGUCAACAAUGCGUGGAAGGAUUAAUUUUUCCUGCACAAUAAAUUUGAUUUAUUUUCACA
Molecule: messenger RNA, 1155 nt
Organism: Coffea arabica (coffee)
Lineage: Eukaryota; Viridiplantae; Streptophyta; Magnoliopsida; Gentianales; Rubiaceae
Source: RefSeq, a predicted model, not a curated record